This is a messenger RNA of Aspergillus mulundensis, 405 nucleotides long. RefSeq lists its product as uncharacterized. Lineage: Eukaryota; Fungi; Ascomycota; Eurotiomycetes; Eurotiales; Aspergillaceae. The record is from RefSeq and is a predicted model, not a curated record. The transcript has a single exon. Bases 1 to 405 code for a protein of 134 amino acids.
AUGGAUUGGGUGUUUGCGAGCUGCCCACAUAGAGCUUCUUCGAUCAAACAGAGUGAGGAUUAUAUCGGGGAACUUGUCUCCCUCAACUCCUCUUUCCCAUCUGGUUCAGUGCAGAAGAUCAGCGAGCUCGCACGAGCAGUGCAGGCCAUCAACAGCGACUUCUGCGAGACGAGGUAUCUAUCGAGGGCGGUGGUCUGCAAUCUGGUAUCCAACAGGGUCACGACUAUUCUGACCGAACCGGAGGAUGAUCUCAACGGGAAGGGAAAAGAAGGUUCCGGUAGUGAUAGCGAUGGUGAAGAAAGUAUCAAGGAAUUCCCAGUUAGAUUCCCAGCAUCAUUCAUCCCCCAGCAGCAAGUGACAUAUGCUGACUGCGAAGUUCUUAGGGCUCAUCCACCCCAACGGUAG